Molecule: messenger RNA, 1368 nt
Organism: Copidosoma floridanum
Lineage: Eukaryota; Metazoa; Arthropoda; Insecta; Hymenoptera; Encyrtidae
Source: RefSeq, a predicted model, not a curated record
AUGAGUGGACACUGUAAAGAAUGUGGUGCUACUUUUAGAAGCUGGAAAACUUUUAAAGUCCACGUUUCAAGAAAGCACAAAAUCGAAUGUAAUGAUAACGAUGAGUCUGCCGAAAUUGAUGCAGUGCCCAUGACAUUGGCAGAAAAUAACGAAGAAUUUCCGAUGGAAGUCGAUCAUGUUGAGGAACCCCAUAGUAAUGAAUCUGAGUUUGAUCGCUUACAAAACUUUGCAAUGCAAUUUGUAUUUGGUAUACGAGAAAACUGUAAUUUGUCUGAAAGUGCAAUGAGUUCUACCAUCAACGGUGAAGAAUUUUCUACGAGACAGAAUGCUGAAUUAAAAACUGUGCACAUUGAAAGAGAUGUCAUAGCUGUUUUGCAAGAAAAAUAUCCUCCAACCAUCAUUUUCUCAUCCAUUCAAACACGAAGUUCCUUAAACAAUAUUUUGAUUCAGCAGUAUAACAUGAAAAUAAGAUCCAACAUUUUGAAUCCUAAACGUCACACAGAAGGAUUGUACAGAAUAGUUUUGGAUGGUCAGUAUUACAGAGAAAACAACUUUUUUAAGAAUAAUUCCAAAGCAAUUGGAAUAAUUUCUUAUUACAAUGACAUAUGUGUUGCUAACCCCCUUGGCUCUGCUGCUAAUUCCCAAAAACCAUUAAUGUUUUACUGGACUAUUGCUAAUAUUUAUCCAGAGUAUAGAUCUUCCCUAAAUGCGUUUCAACUCUAUGCAAUUGUUAAAACAAAGCUACUUAAAAAAUCUCAAGCUUUAGAUGUUAUUCUGGAAUCAUUCGUUCAAGAAAUAGAAAUACUACAGACUACUGGUAUCGAUGUAUACGUUGAUGGAAGAAUACAUAAUUUUAAGGGAUUGUUACUUUUUUGUGCUGGUGACACACCAGCAUCUGCCUCACUAGGUGGAUUUAAGGAGUCUGUCUCAGCUCAUCGACCUUGUAGAACAUGUGUUACUGAUAAACAUCAGUGGAAACAUAAUUUUAAAGAAGAGGAUUUUCAUCUGCGGAAUGAGAUCGAACACCAAGACCAUACUGAGGCUGUUACUGACCAAACUUUAACUUUAGCAGCAAAAAAUUAUUGGAAAAAAUUUUAUGGAGUUAACAGAAAAAGCCCCUUGAUAAAAGUAAUCGAUGUGACGAAGUGCCUUCCACAAGAUACCAUGCAUGUAGUAAUAGAAGGUCUUUUGCAGCUAAUGUGCAAGCUUGUUUUACAAAAGUGUAUAGUUCAAUUACAGUUAUUUUCAGUUUCAAAAUUUUAUCAAAAAUUAAAUAAUUUUGAGUUUGGUCACUUGAAAAAAGAUAAACCAAUUUCAAGCAAAACAAUGUACCAACUUGAUGGCUUCUCCUGGGGUCCAAUCCUAUAA